Molecule: messenger RNA, 1568 nt
Organism: Vicia villosa (hairy vetch)
Lineage: Eukaryota; Viridiplantae; Streptophyta; Magnoliopsida; Fabales; Fabaceae
Product: F-box/kelch-repeat protein At3g23880-like
Exons: 2
Coding region: 18-1256 (412 amino acids)
Molecular function (GO): protein binding
Source: RefSeq, a predicted model, not a curated record
UGAAUACAAAAUCAACCAUGUUAAUGACUUCGUUGUCGGUGUUCUUCCCUGAAGAUCUCAUCACUGAGAUCAUUUCAUUACUUCCUGUUAAACCUCUUCUUCGAUUCAAGUGUGUAAGUAAUUCUUGGAACACUCUCAUUUCUGAUCCUUCUUUUGUGAAAUUCCAUCUCAAGAGAUCAACAACAUCACCAAAUCCACAAUUCACAUUAAUAACUAAUCAUCUCAAACCUUUACGGGGAGAUUAUAGUUUUGAAAGUGACUGGAGUAUGGUUCCGUAUCCUAUAAGUCGUUUACUAGAUAACCCGUUAGCUACUUUUGUCGUUGAUUCUUACUACCUUUUGGACAAUAAAGAAUCCUCUAUUGCUGGUUCAUGUAACGGAUUGAUCUGUCUAGUUGGUCAUAGUUUCACUAAUAUGUUUAAUGAGUAUCAAGAGUACUGGUUGCGAUUAUGGAACCCAGCCACUAGAAAAAUAUCUCAAAAAAUUGGGUAUUUUCGUGAGUUACAUAGUUUCGUCUUCAAUUUUGGUUGGGAUGAUUCUGCGGGCACGUUUAAAGUGGUUGCGUCACGUUACAUUCAUGAUGGGCAUACAAGUGAGGUGAGAGUUUUAACUAUUGGUGAUAAUGUCUGGAGAAAUAUUGGAAAUUUACCUGUUGUUCCCCUUGGUUUGGAGUUGCGUGGAAGACGUAUAGAUAAGGGGUAUGAAUAUGGUUGUGUUGUUUCAAAUACCUCUUUUAAUUGGUUAGCUAGUCACAAGAACAUGUCAUUCAAUUGGAGUUAUUAUGUAAAUGACAUGACUGUUGAGGACCUUGUUAUUGUUUCGCUUAAUCUAGGGACGGAGACAUAUAAUUGUUAUCAGUUACCUCCCGUAGAGCUGCCACCUGAAGAGCCAACAAUUGGUGUGUUGGAGGAAUGCCUUUGUUUGUGUUAUUCUUAUAAGGGAACUGAUAUCGUUAUAUGGCUAAUGAAGAAAUUUGGAGUUGAAGAUUCUUGGAUUCAAUUUCUUAAAAUUAGUUAUCAUAAUCUUCAAUUAGGCUAUCAUUUUUCAUUCUUGCCAUUGUUUCUCUCUAAGGAUGGUGAUACAUUGGUAUUGUGCAGUUCUCAUAAUGAAGAAGCAAUUCUUUAUAAUUUGAGAGAUAAUAAUAUGCAGCGAAUAGAAGUUAAAGUGCAUAAAACUAUUAUUGAUCAUGAAACUCACAACUCUCUAUGCUUAACCCUGGCCCAAGGAUAUGUUGAAAGCUUGAUUUCAAUUUGUUGAAAGUGAGCAGGAGUGAAGGAUGUUGAUGUUACCUUCUGUUAGUUCGAGUCGGCGUCAUUGCUCUGAUACAUAACACAAGGGGGAUGAACGCUAUUUAUUUUCUUUGUUGGAUUUAAUUUGAUUGUUGAAGCUUUUAUGAAUAAUGAUGUUGACAAAUGUUGAACUAAGUUGUUGGUUGGUUUUAAAUUGAUUUAUAAAUAUUUUCCGUUGCGUAAUAAAAGAUGUUUAAGAGAUUAUGUUGUUUUGAUUGGUUCAUCCGACUUAUUGUGAUAUGUAUCCGUUAUUAAUUGUGAGUAAUGUUUAUCUUAUGAA